Messenger RNA from Dipodomys ordii (Ord's kangaroo rat), 303 nucleotides. It is a transcript of the gene Ccl17, whose product is annotated as chemokine (C-C motif) ligand 17. Bases 1 to 303 code for a protein of 100 amino acids. The record is from RefSeq and is a predicted model, not a curated record. NCBI's taxonomy places the organism in Eukaryota, Metazoa, Chordata, Mammalia, Rodentia, Heteromyidae. Gene Ontology annotation, biological process: inflammatory response; lymphocyte chemotaxis; G protein-coupled receptor signaling pathway. The transcript is spliced from 3 exons. Gene Ontology annotation, molecular function: chemokine activity; CCR chemokine receptor binding. Gene Ontology annotation, cellular component: extracellular region.
AUGAUGCCUCUGAAGAUGCUGCUCCUGACUGUCCUGCUUCUGGAAGCUUCUCUGCAGCACGUCCAGGCAGCUCGAGCCCCCAAUGCAGGCCGGGAGUGUUGCAUGGAGUUCUUCAAGGGCGCCAUUCCCAUCAGAAGGCUGGUGGCAUGGUACAGGACCUCUGCCGAGUGUCCUAAGGAUGCUAUCGUGUUGGUGACCAUCCAGGACAAAUACAUCUGUUCGGACCCCAAGGCCAAGCACACGAUGAAGGCUGUGAGAUACUUGGAAAGCCUCAGGAAGUCUCAGGCCUCUGAAUCAUCGUGA